This is a messenger RNA of Porites evermanni, 1026 nucleotides long. Lineage: Eukaryota; Metazoa; Cnidaria; Anthozoa; Scleractinia; Poritidae. The record is from the annotation of a GenBank genome assembly.
AUGGCGAAAAAAAUCAAAUGGUACAGCAUCUUGGAGGUUCUUUUUGGAAUCAUUUUAAGCAUUGCUGACCCCAUAACUGAUAUUCUUACACUGGUGGAAUUCUACCGCGCAGAUCACAAGACAUGGUUCGGUGUAGGGCUUACAUUCGUUAUUUUGCCAAGUGUGUUUUUUGUUGUUGUUAACUACGAAGUUAACAAGGUUACAGGGAGUAAAUGGCAGUCUGAGGCUUGCAACUUCAUACAUGUUUUAGUCCUCGGAUGCAAUCCACUCCUUCCCGCCUGGCUGAAACUGCGAACGCUUUAUUGCUAUCUAAAGAAGUUACUAAAACGCAGGCAAAGUAAUAACACCUAUCUAACGGAUGAAGACUUGAAUGAGCUACUGGACGGGACCAAAGUUGCUGUUCUAGUCGAGGCCGCUCUUGAAUCAGCUCCUCAGUUUAUUAUUCAGCUGUACGCCAUGGUUGUUCAACAGGAAUCGGUGUCGAUCAUUCAAAUGGUUUCCCUGCCCGUGUCCUUCCUCAGCUUGGCUUGGGCUUCUACUGUUGGCGAUGAGUUUUCUUACAGUCCCGUAGAAGACCUUGAUUUCAGCGUGAAAGAGAGAGUUCUACAUUUUGUAACGCACUUAUUUAUUUUAAGCAGUAGACUCUUUGCUGUUGCUCUGUUCACUGUAAGCUACAAGUGGUGGGUUACCAGUGUGUUGAUCUUUCACUGUACGGUGAUAACGAUACUUGACGUUUGGCGGGGACGACAAAGCUUCGACAAAUACAGCGCAUUUUUUACGGCUUUUUUUUCCUGCAGCCAUUGGCUACGAGAUGAUUUGUUACGCAGUUUUAGAACGCAGUUGGUCUCCAACGUGCUGUUUGUGAUAGAAAACAUCAUCAUGAUCCUGUUGUUUUAUUACAGUCAUUUCCCUCACACCUGGUACUCCUUACCAGUCACCAUCUGUGUCUGUUUAUUUGCUGUUCUUGGAGCCGUUAUGAGACUUACUCGCUCCUAUUUUUUGUAUAAGGAUUCAGAUGGUCUAUAA